UGGACACACAAUCACGUGCUAUGUCUUGAAAAUUAGGCACCAAUCCUCUUAGCUUACUGUACUUCGAUUCUUUAGUAUUUAAUCUUGACACCUGAACGUUCCUUGAAACAAAGACAAGAGUUUGAUCUUCAAAAUAUUCCACACUGUGUACGGUUCAGCUCUCGGACGAACAAUCAUGGCACUGAACUCACCACCAGCGACACUCUCCUCCAACACCGCUACUACCCUUUCUCCAUUCAGCAUCCCAGUCAGAGACUACCUCAAGCUUAACCCGUCGAUGCACCACAUAGUUGCCGCCGCGCUCGUCUUCUCUCCCUCCACUCCGUAUCGUAUUCUCAUCGUUCAACGUGCGGCGAAUGACUUCAUGCCAAAUUGCUGGGAAAUCCCUGGAGGCUCCUGCGAUCUCGAUGAGUCAAUCCUCGCUGCUGCCGCCAGAGAGCUACAAGAAGAAAGCGGCUUGGUAGCUACGAAAGUGGUACAACAGGUGGGGCAACUUGGUGUAUGGUUAGACAAGGAAAAACUGUGGUGCAAAUAUAGUUUCGAGGUGGAGGUUGAGAGGGGUGAAGUCAAGUUGGACGAGGAGGAGCACCAGGCCUUCUUUUGGGCUACGGAAGAAGAAUGCAGGGAGGGAGUAGUGGUGAGGGAUGGAAAGAGCACGAAACUUGAGUGGACGAGAGGCGGAUCUCAGUUGGCAACGAUCUUAGAGGGAUUUCGUUUGAGAAGCCAGAGGAGUGAGGCUGAAUCAUGAAGUACUUAUGUGGAGGACCUGAAGCCCUUCACGUCUAGAGACUAAGAUGGAGCUGGCGAGAGAGAAACCAGAGACUACUUCCCUGGCAGCUAUCAAAAAUGCAAGACGUUCCUAGC
This is a messenger RNA of Mollisia scopiformis, 864 nucleotides long. RefSeq lists its product as uncharacterized. The record is from RefSeq and is a predicted model, not a curated record. Bases 176 to 748 code for a protein of 190 amino acids. Lineage: Eukaryota; Fungi; Ascomycota; Leotiomycetes; Helotiales; Mollisiaceae. The transcript has a single exon. Gene Ontology annotation, molecular function: hydrolase activity.